Messenger RNA from Trichechus manatus latirostris (Florida manatee), 9570 nucleotides. It is a transcript of the gene CUBN, whose product is annotated as cubilin. The record is from RefSeq and is a predicted model, not a curated record. The transcript has 60 exons. NCBI's taxonomy places the organism in Eukaryota, Metazoa, Chordata, Mammalia, Sirenia, Trichechidae. Gene Ontology annotation, molecular function: calcium ion binding.
AUGUCCAAAAUUACCCAUCAUACCAAGAGCCAGGUAAACCACAACUUGAAUGAGAAAGAACAAUCAACUGAUGCCAAUGUUGCAAUGAAUAAGAUGUUGGAAUUAUCUGACAAGAAUUUUAAAGCGGUCAUCACAAAAAUACUUCAUCAAACAGUUGACAAAAAAGUUUGUAGCAGCAAUCCCUGUCAAAACGGUGGAACCUGCCUUAACCUGCACGAUUCCUUUUUUUGUAUCUGUCCAUCACAGUGGAAGGGUCCUCUCUGCUCAGAUGAUGUUAAUGAAUGCCAGAUUUAUUCUGGAACACCCUUGAGCUGCCAGAAUGGAGCCACGUGUGAAAAUACAGCAGGGAGUUACAGUUCUCAGGGGCUAGUGAAAUUUGCAAAUAAUAAUAUUCUUGAAGGGUACCAGGGCAAUGGGAGAGUGUGCACACUCCUAGACAUCUGCUCGGUCAACAACGGAGGCUGCCACCAACAUGCUUCUUGCUCCUCAGUUGUAGGUUCCUUACCUCUCUGUACUUGUCUCCCGGGAUAUACUGGAAAUGGUUAUGGGCCAAAUGGAUGUGUACAACUCAGUGAUAUUUGUCUCAGUCACCCCUGUUUAAAUGGACAAUGUAUUGAAACAGUCUCUGGUUAUGUUUGCAAGUGUGAAUCAGGUUGGGCUGGCAUCAACUGCACAGAAAACAUCAAUGAGUGUUUGAGCAACCCCUGUUUGAAUGGGGGAACUUGUGUUGAUGGUGUUAAUGCUUUCAGUUGUGAAUGCACCAGUGCCUGGACUGGCUCUCACUGUCAGAUUCCCCGGCAAGUUUGCGGAGGGUCACUGUCAGGGAUGAAUGGAACCUUCAGCUACAAUAGUCCUGAUACUGGUUAUGUUCAUGACGUUAACUGCUUCUGGGUUAUCCGAACUGAAGAGGGAAAGGUAAAUGCAGUAUCUCCUGUCCAAUUGUACAUUUAAUUUAUAUACAAUUGUCCACAUGAGUUUCUUCAGGUUUAUGAUGGAGACUCCUCUGCAGGAUUCCAACUUGGAAGAUUCUGUGGCUCCAGCCCGCCUCCUGAAGUCUUCAGCAGUGACAAUGCUCUAUAUUUUCAUUUCUAUUCUGAGCAUUUAAGAAAUGAGAGAGGCUUUACAGUAAGAUGGGAAACACAGCAACCAGAGUGUGGAGGUGUGCUGACUGGUGCUUAUGGUUCCAUUACGUCUCCGGGAUAUCCUGGAAAGUAUCCUUCCGGAAGAGAUUGUGUCUGGAGAGUUGAGAGCAGUCCUGACCUCCUGAUAACAUUUACUUUUGGGACCUUAAGCCUGGAACACCAUAAUAAUUGCAGCAAAGAUUAUCUUGAGAUCCGAGAUGGUCCCAUGCCUAUGGACCCCAUUAUUGGGAAAUUCUGCACCACUCUUUCUGUCCCACCACUCCAGACUACAGGUCCCUUUGCCAGAAUUCAUUUCCAUUCUGACACUCAGAAUAAUGAUCAGGGAUUCCAUAUCACCUACUUCACAUCACCUUCGGAUCUGCUUUGUGGAGGGAUGUACAAAGACCCAGAGGGUGAGCUCCUCUUUCCUGACUUGUCUGGACCUUUGACUCACAGCAGGCAAUGCAUCUAUGUAAUAGAACAACCCGAGGGAGAACAAAUAAAAAUUAACGUCACGCAUGUGGAGCUGGGAGGCCAGAGUGGCUGUUCUCAGAGUUACAUUGAGCGGAAAGACGAAGGUGACACAUUGGAGGGAGAAAGAUGUGGNAAUUCAACCGUCUCUCACAUUAACUCCAUUACUAAUAGAAUCUGGAUCAGGUUUAAAAUAGAUGCUUCCAUUGAAAAAGCUGGUUUCAGAGCUGUUUAUCAAGUAGCUUGUGGAGGUGAAUUAACUGGAGAAGGGGUCAUUCGCUCUCCUUUCUAUCCUAAUGUGUAUCCUGGAGAAAGGAUAUGUAGAUGGACCAUCCACCAACCCCAAAGCCAAGUAGUUCUUCUCAAUUUCACUGGCUUUGAAAUUGGAAAUUCUACCCAUUGUGAUACAGAUUAUAUUGAGAUUGGUAGCAGUUCCAUUUUGGGUUCUCCUGAAAAUGAAAAGUAUUGUGGCACAGAUGUACCUUCACUUAUAACAUCUGUAUAUAAUUUUCAAUACGUCACAUUCGUGAAAAGUUCUUCUACUCAAAAUCAUGGUUUCAUGGCCAGAUUCAGUACUGCGGAUUUAGCGUGUGGAAAAAUUUUUACAGAGUCAGCAGGAACCAUUCAAAGUCCUGGCCAUCCAAACAUCUAUCCCCAUGGUAUCAACUGUACCUGGCAUGUAUUAGUCCAAUCUGGCCACCUGAUUCGUUUGUCAUUCAAAAAAUUUCAUCUGGAGUUUCAUUACAAUUGCACAAAUGAUUAUCUGGAAGUUUAUGACACUGGCUCUGGGACCUCUCUUGGACGAUAUUGUGGAAAAUCAAUCCCACCCUCUCUUACCAGCAGUACCAACUCAUUAAUGCUGAUAUUUGUGGCUGACUCUGACCUGGCUUAUGAAGGCUUUGAAAUAAACUAUGAAGUGAUUGAUGCAUCAACAGUAUGUGAGAAUGUGGUAAUUGUCAAUCGAACUUACGGCAUCUUGGAGAGUAUACAUUAUCCAAAUCCUUAUUAUGCCAAUCAGCGUUGCAACUGGACCAUCCAAGCAACACGUGGCAACACUGUCAACUACACGUUUUCAGCAUUUGAACUAGAAAAUCACAUAAACUGCUCUACAGACUAUUUAGAGCUCUAUGAUGGAUCACAACGGAUGGGGCGCUACUGUGGAACAGAUAUUCCCCCUUCGGGGAGUACCACAAGCUCCAAGCUUCGUGUGCUGUUCCUCACUGAUGGGGUUGGUAACCACGAGAAAGGAUUUCAGAUGCAGUGGUUCAUUCACGGUUGUGGUGGGGAGCUGUUUGGGGACAUGGGUGCUUUCAGCAGCCCGGGGUAUCCCAACAGGUACCCACCCAACAAGGAGUGUAUCUGGUACAUUAAUACAGCCCCUGGGAGUAGCAUUCAGCUCACUAUCCAUGACUUUGACGUGGAGUAUCAUGCAAGCUGCAACUAUGAUUCCCUGGAGGUCUAUGGAGGUCCUGAUUUCCACUCUCCCAGAAUAGCCCAGUUGUGUGCCCAAAGAUCUUCUGAAAACCCCAUGCAGGUCUCCAGUGCUGGCAAUGAGCUAGCGAUCCGAUUUAAGACUGACAGCUCUAUAAAUGGCAGAGGCUUCAAUGUCUCGUGGCAAGCAGUCCCUGGAGGUUGUGGUGGGAUUUUCAAGGCUCCCAGUGGAGAGAUUCAUUCUCCCAAUUACCCCAGCCCUUACAGGAGUAACACUGAGUGUUCCUGGGUCAUUCAGGUUGAAAGAAAUCACCGUGUUCUCUUGAACUUCACAGACUUUGAUCUUGAACCUCAGGACUCGUGUAUUAUGGCAUAUGAUGGCUUCAACUCUGCAACCACCCGCCUUGCCAGUGUGUGUGGAAGACAGCAGCCGACUAAUCCCCUCACCUCUUCAGGAAAUACUCUCUUUGUGCGAUUUCGGUCUGGAGCGUCCAGACAGAGCAGAGGCUUCCGAGCUCGCUUCAGGCAAGCCUGUGGAGGCUUCCUCCUCACCAAUUCUUUUGAUACUAUUUCUUCUCCAUUGUUCCCUGCCAAGUAUCCAAACAAUCAGAACUGCAGCUGGAUAAUUCAAGCUCAACCUCCAUUCAGUCACAUAACCCUCUCCUUUAGCCACUUUGGGCUUGAAAGCAGCACAGCAUGCUCACGUGACUUUUUAGAAAUUUUGGAUGGUAGCGACUAUGAUGCACCUCUCCGAGGCCGUUAUUGUGGCAUCUCCAUGCCGCAUCCCGUCACUUCUUUCAGCAAUGCCCUGACGCUGAAGUUCGUCUCUGAUUCUAGAGUGAAUUCUGAGGGUUUUCAUGCUUUAUAUGCUGCAUCGUCAUCAGCUUGUGGUGGGACCUUCCACAUGGCUGAAGGCACCUUCAACAGCCCUGGCUACCCAGAAGUUUAUCCUUCUAAUGUGGAAUGCGUCUGGAACAUAGUCAGUUCCCCUGGCAACCAGCUCCAGUUGUCUUUCAUAACUUUCCAGCUGGAAGACUCUCAGGACUGUAGCAGAGAUUUCGUGGAGAUCCGGGAAGGAAACGCCACGGGCCACUUGGUGGGACGAUACUGUGGCCACAUCCUCCCCCUCAAUUAUUCGUCCAUUGUUGGGCAUAUCCUGUGGGUCAGAUUUGUCUCAGAUGGCUCGGGCAGUGGCAUUGGCUUCCAGGCCACAUUUGUUAACAUAUUUGGCAAUGACAAUAUUGUGGGAACUCAUGGGAAAAUUGCCUCUCCCUUAUGGCCUGGAAAUUACCCCCAUAAUUCCAAUUACCAGUGGAUAGUAAAUGUGAAUGCCUCUCAAGUUAUCCAUGGUAGAAUCUUGGAGAUGAACAUCGAAGCAACACAUAACUGCUAUUAUGACAAAUUAAGGGUUUAUGAUGGGCUUGGCAUUCAUUCCCGCCAAAUUGGAACUUACUGUGGUACACAGACUCCAUCGUUUAGCUCCUCUAGAAAUUCUUUGACAGUUCAAUUUUCUUCUGACUCUUCAAUCUCAGGGAAAGGAUUCCUUCUGGAGUGGUUUGCAGUGGACAUUUCUGUUGGACUUUUACCUACCAUUGCUACAGGUGCUUGUGGUGGGUUCCUGAGGACAGGCGAUACACCAGUCUUUCUUUACUCCCCCGGCUGGCCUGAAAGCUACAGUAAUCAGGCUGAUUGUACGUGGCUUAUCCAGGCCCCUGAUUCAACUGUGGAAUUCAACAUCCUUUCCCUGGACAUCGAAUCUCACCAGACAUGCAACUAUGAUAAACUUGUAAUAAGAGACGGAGACAGUAAUCUGGCCCAGGAACUAGCAGUUCUGUGUGGCAGAGAAAUCCCCGGGCCCAUCCGGUCUACUGGCGAGUACAUGCUGAUCCGAUUCACCUCUGACUUCAGUGUAACCGGGGCAGGCUUCAAUGCAUCCUUUCACAAGAGCUGUGGUGGCUAUUUACAUGCAGACAGAGGGGUUAUUACAUCCCCCAUGUAUCCUGAAACCUACCCUCCCAACCUCAACUGCUCUUGGCAUGUCCUGGUUCAGAGUGGUCUGACUAUCGCUGUCCAUUUUGAACAGCCAUUCCAGAUUCCAAACGGAGAUUCUUCCUGCAACCAGGGGGAUUAUGUGGUGCUAAAAAAUGGACCUGAUAUUUAUUCUCCACCCUUGGGACCCCAUGGAGGAAAUGGCCAUUUUUGUGGUAGUCGUCCUUCAUCUACUAUGUUCACCUCAGAUAAUCAAAUGUUUGCUCAGUUUAUUUCUGAUAAUAGUAAUGGAGGGCAAGGAUUUAAGAUCAAGUAUGAAGCAAAGAGUUUAGCUUGUGGUGGCAAUAUUUAUAUCCAUGAUGCUGAUUCCGCUGGGUAUGUAACCUCCCCCAACCACCCUGACAAUUACCCUCAACACACUGAUUGCAUUUGGAUCCUAUCUGCUCCUCCUGGAAAGCGCAUACAGCUGCAGUUUGAAGACCAAUUCAAUAUUGAAGCAACACCCAACUGUACUUCCAAUUACCUUGAGUUGCGGGAUGGAGCUGAUUCAAAUGCACCAAUACUUUCCAAGUUUUGUGGGAUAUCUCUGCCCAGAAGUCAGUGGUCCUCAGAAGAAGUCAUGUACCUGAGAUUCCGGUCUGAUAACAGCCCUACUCAUGUUGGAUUCAAGGCUAAGUAUUCCAUAGCCCUGUGUGGAGGAACAGUGACUGGGCAAAGUGGUGUCAUUGAAAGCAUUGGAUAUCCAACACUUCCUUAUAGAGACAAUUUAUUCUGUGAGUGGCAUCUCCAGGGUCUCUCAGGACACUAUUUCACCAUCCAUUUUGAAGACUUUAACCUUCAGAAUUCCUCCAACUGUGAAAAAGACUUUGUGGAGAUCUGGGAAAACCAUACCUCUGGACAUGUAUUGGGCAGAUUCUGUGGAAACACCAUUCCUGACAGCAUGGACACUUCUGGCAAUGUUGCUUUGGUCAGGUUUGUCACAGAUGGCUCUCUUACUGCCGCAGGAUUCAGAUUGCGGUUUGAAUCUAGCAUGGAAGAGUGUGGUGGGAAUCUCCAGGGCCUUACUGGAACAUUUGCUUCUCCCAACUAUCCGAACCCAAAUCCUCACAGCCGGAUCUGCGAGUGGAGAAUCACUGUGCAGGAAGGAAGGCGGAUCACUCUAACUUUUAACAACCUGAGGCUGGAAGCUCAUCCAUCCUGCAGCAACGAGCAUGUGACAGUAUUCAAUGGUAUUAGAAGUAACUCACCCCAACUAGAGAAACUGUGUAGUAGAGUGAAUGUAAGCGACCAGAUAAAAUCUUCAGGAAAUACAAUGAAAGUCGUUUUUUUCACUGAUGGGUCCAGGCCUUAUGGAGGAUUCGUUGCUUCCUACACAUCCAGUGAAGAUGCAGUGUGUGGCGGGUCCCUUACAAAUUUCCCUGAAGGAAACUUGACUUCUCCUGGCUAUAAUGGAGUCAGUAACUACUCAAGAAACCUAAACUGUGAAUGGAGUCUUAGUAAUCCGCAUCAGGGAAAUUCAUCCAUUUACAUUUAUUUUGAGGAUUUUUACCUAGAAAGUCACCAAGACUGUCAAUUUGAUGUCCUUGAGUUUCGAGUGGGAAAUGCUGAUGGACCUCUGAUGUGGAGACUUUGUGGCCAUUCAAAACCUACAGUACCAUUGGUCAUACCUUAUCCUCAGGUCUGGAUACACUUUGUCACCAAUCAACAAGUAGAACAUACUGGAUUCCAUGCAGAGUAUUCCUUUACAAACUGUGGCGGGAUACAGACAGGUGAGAGUGGAGCGAUUGCAAGCCCCAACUAUCCGGCCUCUUAUGACAGCUUGACCCACUGUUCUUGGUUGUUGGAAGCCCCACAAGGCCACACCAUCACUCUUACAUUUAGUGACUUUGAUGUUGAAUCCCAUACAACUUGUGCCUGGGACUCAGUCACCAUCAGGAAUGGCGGCUCUCCUGGAUCACCCAUAAUAGGACAGUACUGUGGAAGUUCAAACCCCAGGACAAUUCAGUCCGGAUCCAACCAGCUGGUGGUGAUUUUUAACUCAGACCAUUCGGUGCAACAUGGUGGCUUUUAUGCUACGUGGAUCACACAAACUUUAGGCUGUGGUGGAAUACUUCACUCAGACAAUGGUACACUCAGAUCCCCUCACUGGCCUCAGAAUUUCCCCGAGAACAGCAGAUGUUCGUGGACAGUCAUUACUCACGAAAGUAAACACUUGGAGAUCAGCUUUGACAACAACUUCCUAAUCCCCAGUGGUGACGAACGUUGUCAGAACAGCUUCGUGAAGGUGUGGGCAGGAACUGAGGAGGCUGACAAUGCUCUGUUAGCCACAGGCUGUGGGAACAUGGCUCCGGAUCCCAUCAUCACACCGAAAAACACAUUCACUGCUGUGUUCCAGGCUCAGGGGGCUCCAGCUCAGGGCUUCUCUGCAUCCUUUGUAAGCCGAUGUGGAAGUAAUUUCACUGACCCUUCAGGUUACAUCAUUUCUCCGAACUACCCAAAGCGUUAUGACAACAAUAUGAAUUGCACCUACAUCAUUGGGGCUGAUUCUCACUCUGUGGUCCUCUUGACUUUUGUGACUUUCCAUUUGGAAGCUCGCUCAGCCAUUGCAGGAAGUUGUGUCAAUGAUGGAGUGCACAUCAUUAGAGGUUACAGCUUAUCUUCCUCACCGAUUGCUACCGUGUGUGGUGAUGAGAUCCUGGCUCCGGUCUCCAUCUCUGGUCCAGUGCUGCUUAACUUCUACUCUAAUGCGCACAUCACAGACUUUGGAUUCAAGUUUUCCUAUAGGAUAACCUCCUGUGGUGGUGUGUUUAACUUCUCCACCGGAAUCAUCCGGAGUCCCUCCUAUUCGUAUUCAAACUACCCUAACAACAUGUACUGUUUGUAUUUCAUCACCGUUAGAGAUGACAAAGUGAUUCAGCUCAAGUUCAAUGAUUUUGAUGUGGUUCCCUCUGCCCUCUGCUCCCAAGACUACCUGGCAAUUUAUGAUGGUUCUAACAUCAGUGAUCCCCUUCUUGGCAAAUUCUGUGGCUCCAAGCUUCCGCCAGAUGUUAAGAGCAGCAAUAACAGUUUGCUCCUGGUGUUCAAGACAGAUUCAUUUCAAACAGCAAGAGGCUGGAAGGUAUCUUUCCGACAGACAUUGGGGCCUCAACACGGAUGUGGAGGUUAUCUGACAGGUUCCAAUUAUACGUUUUCAUCUCCUGAUUCUGAUUCAAAUGGAAGAUAUGACAAUAAUUUAAACUGUGUAUGGUUCAUAAGUGCACCUGUAAACAAACUGAUUAAACUCACCUUCAGUACAUUUUCUCUGGAGGCAGCGACUACUUUGCAAAGAUGCUUUUAUGAUUAUGUAAAGCUGUAUGAUGGGGAUAGUGAAAAUGCCAACUUGGCUGGAACAUUUUGUGGUUCCACUGUACCUGCUCCUUUUAUCUCUUCUGGUAACUUCCUUACAGUUCAAUUUGUCAGCGACGUCAUUUUAGAAAGGGAAGGAUUUAAAGCUACAUACACCAUCGUGGACAGGCCUUGUGGGGGAACCUAUAAUGCAACUUGGGUCCCACAAAGUGUCUCGUCACCAAAUUCAUCAAACCCAGAUGUUCCAUUUUACACUUGUACUUGGGUCAUUGAUGCUCCUCCACAUCAGCAAGUCAAGAUAACUGUGUGGGCCUUACAGCUUCACUCACAAGACUGCUCACAGAAUUACUUGGAGUUUCAGGACUCACCAAAGAGUAAUGGAAAUCCAGGUGUCCGGUUCUGUGGCAGAAACAUUUCAGCUGUUCCAGCAUUUUAUUCUUCUAUGCGUACUGCGAUUGUCGUGUUCAAAUCUGAAAUUUUUAACAGAAACUCUAGAACGGGCUUUACUUAUCAGAUUGCAGAUUGCAACAGAGACUAUAACAAUGCAUUUGGCCAUCUGAAGAGCCCUGGAUGGCCAGAUAACUAUAACGAUAACCUGGAUUGCACUAUUGUUCUCACAGCGCCACAGAACCACACUAUUUCCCUCUUUUUUCAUUCAUUUGGAAUUGAGGAGUCAAGCGAAUGCGCACGUGAUUUCUUGGAGGUAAGGAAUGGAAGUGAUAGCAGUUACCCGUUACUCGGCAAAUAUUGUGGAACUCUACUGCCAAAUCCUGUCUUCUCUCAAAACAAUGUAUUAUACCUACGGUUUAAGAGUGAUAGUGUAAUUUCAAAUCAUGGAUAUGAAAUCAUCUGGACCUCAUCGCCCUCUGGCUGUGGUGGAACUCUUUAUGGAGACAGCGGUUCGUUCACCAGCCCUGGCUAUCCAGGCACUUACCCAAACAACACCCACUGCGAGUGGGCCAUCACUUCUCCUGCUAGGAGACCUGUCACAGUCAGCUUUGACUUUAUCAGCAUCGAUGAUCCAGGAGACUGUGUCCAGAACUAUCUCAUACUCUAUGAUGGGCCAGGUGCUGAUUCUCCAUCCACUGGACCAUAUUGUGGAGCAGACACUGAGAUAGCUCCAUUUGUGGGUUCCUCGCAUCGGGUCUUCAUAAAAUUUCACGCUGAGUAUGUAGUGCAGCCAUCGGCAUUCUGGUUAACCUGGAACAGCUAA